This is a messenger RNA of Rhipicephalus sanguineus (brown dog tick), 648 nucleotides long. Its product is annotated as rho family-interacting cell polarization regulator 1. The transcript has 3 exons. The record is from RefSeq and is a predicted model, not a curated record. NCBI's taxonomy places the organism in Eukaryota, Metazoa, Arthropoda, Arachnida, Ixodida, Ixodidae. The annotation marks the transcript as partial.
GCGCCCAAACGAGCCCGCAUCACAGGCCCCGACUCCGGAGACAAAGCGGCAGCGCCUGCUCCGGUGAAGCGGACCAGCGCGGCCAUCCUCGCUGAGAAGAUCCGCCUGCAAAAGCUAGAGGUGGAAAUGCGGCUACGUUUGCAGGAGUUGAAGCAGAACUCGCUUGCAAAGUCUUCCUCAACGACGACCCCAGCGGUUACAGUGGCGGCGGUAGCCACGACGACCAUGCAGUCCGCGACUUCCGAGGCUCCGUCGAAGACGGUGGUUGCGCCCGUCGCCUCCUCACCGAGGCCGGAGUCGCCACUGUCAUCGCCGUCCAGAGCAGCGGCGUCAAGGACUGUCGUGGUCUCGAAGGCUACUGGAAAAGUUGCGCCGGUGACGCCGACAAAGACGACUGGCCAAGGCCAGGCCGCCACUGUUGGUGCAGAAGCAGCAGUUGCAGCCGUACCGACUGUCACCGUCACAAUCACUGUGGGCAACAACAACGAGUCCAGCAGCAACGAGCCGGCAGUUUGCCGACACCGGACUGCCAUGGAGGCCAUGUUCCUUGAACACUGCGAGAAGCAGCUGCAGACGAGCUAUCCCUACGUUGGACUCUCUUCAUCGGAGUUCUCGUUACCCCAGAAGGACGCACUAAAGGUGCAGUGA